This is a messenger RNA of Cynara cardunculus var. scolymus (artichoke), 999 nucleotides long. RefSeq names its product cell division cycle-associated protein 7-like. Gene Ontology annotation, biological process: regulation of DNA-templated transcription. The transcript has 5 exons. The record is from RefSeq and is a predicted model, not a curated record. The annotation marks the transcript as partial. Lineage: Eukaryota; Viridiplantae; Streptophyta; Magnoliopsida; Asterales; Asteraceae. Gene Ontology annotation, cellular component: nucleus.
AUGGUGAGCAAGAAGAAGAGAAGAGACGGUAAUGGAUCAGAAAAGGAGAACGAUGAAGGCAAAGUUGCAGAGUAUGAGCAGUCUAGAGAACAAAGAAUCAAGGAGAAUCUUCAGAGGAUGCAUAAACUCGGCAUCUUAGAGCUUUCUCGUAAUCUCAAGCCUCCUCCUAAACCGAAAACCAUUCGUUCUCACAAACCUGUGCCUCCGGUAUCUGGCUCUCCGAGACGCUCUUCUAGGCUAAAGACCAUGCCCACUGUUAGUUAUUCAGAGAAGCGGGUUCCAAAUUCCAAAGACAAACCUAUCAAGGAUGUCAAGAUUGAAAUAAAAAAGGGUUCACAACCUGAGGUUUACACUGAAGAGCAUGAAAAGAUGUUGGGUGAUCACAAAGAAACCUGGACACUUUAUGUGGAUGGGUAUGAUGGUGAGGGGAAUCGUAUUUAUGAUACAUAUGAGGGAAAGAGCUGCCAUCAAUGCAGGCAAAAAACUGCAGGAUUGCGUACUACAUGCUGCAAGUGUAACCAAGGGCAGUUCUGCGGUGAUUGCUUGUUCACGAGAUAUGCAGAGAAUAUUUCAGAAGUAAAUGCAGACCCGAAUUGGGUUUGUCCUGUCUGUAGAGAUAUAUGCAACUGCAGUCGCUGUCGCAGACUAAAAGGAUGGGAACCCACCGGAAAUGUUUACAGAAAGAUAUUACGCCUCGGCUUCAAGUCAGUGGCUCAUUAUCUCAUUCACACCCAAGGUCCUCAUGGAAAUCAAGAAAACAUAGCUGAUGAGACCCCAGGUUCUUCUAAAGAAGAUGAGGUGUCUGAUGGCAACUUAGUUUCUCAAAUUGAUAACAAAAACAACUCUAACAUGGAUGAAGAUAGCAACCAUGUUUUGACUGAUAAAAACAUCAAUCAUGAUCGCCCAAUUCGUGAUCAGGUACUUAAGGGAGACGAUGAUGAUGAUCCAGAUUAUAAAUCCGAUUCUCUUGAUGGUAAUGAUGACGAUGAAGAUGAUUCA